AUGCAGCUGCUGGUGGCUCUGCUGCUUCUCUGCGUCCCAGGCUCUUUGUCCCUGAGUGGCCCCAGCACCGUGACGGGCGCUGUGGGGGACUCCCUGAGUGUGGAGUGUUGCUACGAAGAGGAAUACAGGGCAUUUCACAAAUACUGGUGCAGACAGCCAUGCUUCCCGCUUUGGCAGCGGACUGUGCAGACCAGCGGGCCUGAGGUGGAGGUGAAGAGCGGCCGGGUGUCCAUCACAGACCAUCCGGAGGAUCUCACCUUCACAGUGACCUUGGAAAGCCUCACUGCAGACGAUGCAGGAAAAUACAGGUGUGGGGUUGCAACGAUUCUAAAGGAAGAAGGACUCCUCAGCUUCCUGCCUGAUCCUUUUUUCCAGGUUCAAGUGAUUGUCUCCCCAGGUGACAGGCAACUGGCUGGGAAGAGUCGUGGGCAGGACACCGUUCUUCACCCGCCACAGUUCUUCACUCCAGCCUCCAUCGCAGCCUCUAGUAGCAACAGCUCUGCGUGGACCUCCGGAUCACCCAGCCAGCAGCAGGGGCCCCUGCUGGGCAGCACCCACUUCCUGCUCCUGGUCUUCCUGAAGGUGCCUCUGCUCCUGGGCAUGCUCGGUGCUGUCCUCUGGGUCAACAGGCCUCAGCGGGCAGUUUGUGGGGAGACAGAACCAGUCUGA
This is a messenger RNA of Budorcas taxicolor (takin), 669 nucleotides long. RefSeq names its product protein CD300H-like. The coding region runs from base 1 to 669 and encodes 222 amino acids. Gene Ontology annotation, cellular component: plasma membrane. Gene Ontology annotation, molecular function: transmembrane signaling receptor activity. The record is from RefSeq and is a predicted model, not a curated record. The transcript is spliced from 4 exons. Lineage: Eukaryota; Metazoa; Chordata; Mammalia; Artiodactyla; Bovidae.